AACAGGUGUUUUAACUUUUACGUUUUGUGUACCCCGCGCCCCGCUAACGACAAACUAAAAGAUAAUCAAAAAGUUCAUUUGUGACAAACUUAUCUUUGUAAUAUUACACUGUUUAUCUUAUUCAAUAACAAGUCAAAACAUAUUAUGUGUGUUUGUAGAUUGAAAUCAAAGAUUUAACUUAGUUGUUUAAAUACGUUUUAAAUAUAAAAUAAUAACAAAUAAAAAGUUUAUAAUGUCGUCAAGUGGAAGUAGUUCCUCACAAAGUCCACCAAAUAUGGCUUCAAUAAGUGAUGUUAGUGCUUUAUUCCAGACGGCUAAGAAAUAUGAAGAGCUAAAUGUUAUCGGAACAGGCGCUUAUGGAACAGUUUACAAAGCCCGGGACCUCCACAAUGGUGGGCAAAUAGUCGCUAUGAAAAAGGUUAAAGUUGCAUUAACAGAGGAUGGUAUACCAUUGUCAACGUUAAGAGAGAUAGCCUUAUUGAGACAGCUUGAAGCUUAUAGACAUCCUAAUAUUGUCAGGCUUCUAGAUGUAUGCCACGGCGGUCAGUCAAUGGAACGUGAUCACCAGCUCGUACUGUUCCUUGUAUUUGAACAUGUUGAACAGGACUUAGACUCUUACCUCAAAAGAGCACCUGGACCACUUUCGGAGAAUAGGAUCAGGAGCAUGUCCUACGAUAUACUAUCUGGCGUGGAUUUCCUGCACUCCCACAGAAUAGUCCACAGAGAUCUGAAACCUCACAACCUCUUGGUUACUUCGACUGGACGAGUCAAACUGGCUGACUUUGGACUCGCUAAGACCUAUGACACGGAGAUGAAGCUUACUAGUGUGGUGGUGACACUGUGGUACCGUCCGCCCGAGGUGUUGCUGGGCGUGUCGUACAACACGGCGGUGGACGUGUGGUCGUCGGGCUGCGUGCUGGCGCAGCUGCACACCCGCGCGCCGCUGCUGCAGGGCUCCUGCGACUCCGAACAGCUGCACUGCAUCUUCCGAUUGAUAGGACGCCCACCUCGCCAUGAAUGGCCAGAGAACGUAUCAAUAGUAGCAGAUAGUUUCCCGGAAUACCCGGCUCAGGACCUCGCUGAUAUCUUGCCAAGGAUACACCCCCACGCACUAGAUUUAAUUAAGGGUAUGCUAGUCUUCGACCCGGCAAAACGCCUGACUGCUUUGGACUGCCUCGAACACCCGUACUUCACUGAAGAACCGCUAACAUAACACAGCUGACGCAGCUCAUACACA
Molecule: messenger RNA, 1237 nt
Organism: Vanessa tameamea
Lineage: Eukaryota; Metazoa; Arthropoda; Insecta; Lepidoptera; Nymphalidae
Gene: Cdk4
Product: cyclin-dependent kinase 6
Exons: 7
Coding region: 233-1213 (326 amino acids)
Biological process (GO): regulation of gene expression; G1/S transition of mitotic cell cycle; protein phosphorylation
Cellular component (GO): nucleus; cyclin-dependent protein kinase holoenzyme complex; cytoplasm
Molecular function (GO): cyclin binding; cyclin-dependent protein serine/threonine kinase activity; ATP binding
Source: RefSeq, a predicted model, not a curated record